AUGUCAUUCGGUAAAGAGAUCCAUCUCACAGUUCCAAUUCCAAAAGAAGCAGAACAUAUAAUCACAAAAGAAUCAAUUGAUUUCUUGGCUAUAUUACAUCGUACUUUUGAGAAAAGACGUCAGGAGUUGUUGGGCAAUAGGAAGAAAGUACAGGAGAGUCUGGACAAUGGAACCCCACUCACUUUCCUUCCUGAAACCAAGAACAUCAGAGAAUCACCUUCAUGGAGCUGUGCGCCCCCAGCUCCAGGAUUAGAAGAUCGACGAGUCGAGAUCACCGGUCCUACCGAUCGAAAGAUGGUCAUCAACGCUCUCAACUCUGGAUCGAAGACCUUCAUGGCUGAUUUUGAAGAUUCCAACUCUCCUACUUGGACCAACAUGGUUGUUGGACAAGCCAAUCUAUACCAUGCAAUUAGACGUCAAAUCGACUUUGAGAUCAAUGGAAAGCAAUACAAAUUAUCUGAGAAACCUGCAGUAUUGAUCGUCCGACCUCGAGGAUGGCAUCUUCCCGAGCCAAGAUUGCUCAUCGAUGGAAUUCCAAUCUCCGGAUCAUUAUUCGAUUUCGGAUUAUAUUUCUUCCAUAACGCAUCUGAAUUAGUCAAAAGAGGAUUCGGACCUUACUUUUAUUUACCUAAAAUGGAACACCACUUGGAAGCGAGAUUAUGGAAUGAUGUCUUCUCUCUUUCAACAAGUCAUCUCGGUUUGAAACAAGGUAUAAUCAGAGCUACUGUUUUGAUCGAAACUCUACCUGCGGCAUUUCAAAUGGAAGAGAUUUUGUAUGAAUUGAAAGAACAUAGUUCUGGAUUGAACUGUGGACGAUGGGAUUAUAUCUUCAGUUUCAUCAAAAAACAACGAGCCCACAAGCAGAACGUUAUGCCUGAUCGAUCUGAUGUCACUAUGACCGUCCCAUUCAUGAAUGCCUAUGUCCAAUUGUUGAUCCAGACAUGCCACAAACGAAAAGUAGCUGCAAUGGGAGGAAUGUCAGCUCAAAUUCCAAUCAAGAAUGAUUCUGAUGCGAACGAACGAGCAAUGAACAAAGUGCGAGCCGACAAGCUUCGUGAAGUUCAAGCGGGCCAUGAUGGUACUUGGGUAGCUCAUCCUGCUUUGGUCAAGAUUGCUUUGGACAUCUUCAAUGAGAACAUGAAAGGUCCAAAUCAAUAUCACAUUCGUCGAGAAGAAGUCACAGUCACAGAUAAACAGAUCGCGGAUUCCUCUGUACCUGGUAAGAUCACAGAACAAGGUGUUAGGGACAAUGUCUCUGCUGCUCUUUCAUACUGUGCGGCUUGGAUCUCUGGAAACGGUUGUGUCCCAAUCAAUUAUUUGAUGGAGGAUGCAGCGACUGCUGAGAUUGCCAGAGUACAGCUUUGGCAAUGGUGCAAGUAUGCUUCCAAGACUGACACUGGAAAGACUAUCUCACCUUCAUACCUUCAACCCAUCUUCUCAGAGGAAUCGUCCAAAGUAUCAAAAUUACCUGGAAUCGAUCCUGGUCACGUCAAGAUCGCAUCAGAGUAUAUGGCAGGUCAAGUCAAAUCUCAAUGGCCAAGUGAUUUCCUCACCUCUGACCUUUUAGUUCAUUUGGAAGGCGUAGGUACUGUAGGAGGUAAAAGUAAGAGCAGUCUGUAA
Messenger RNA from Kwoniella shivajii, 1620 nucleotides. Its product is annotated as malate synthase A. Gene Ontology annotation, molecular function: malate synthase activity. Bases 1 to 1620 code for a protein of 539 amino acids. Lineage: Eukaryota; Fungi; Basidiomycota; Tremellomycetes; Tremellales; Cryptococcaceae. Gene Ontology annotation, biological process: glyoxylate cycle. The transcript has 12 exons. The record is from RefSeq and is a predicted model, not a curated record. Gene Ontology annotation, cellular component: cytoplasm; peroxisomal matrix.